AUGAAGUCUAUUUUAUUAUUUUUCUUAAUUGUUACAUUUAUUUGCCUUGAAAAUACUGUUAUUUCAGUUAACUUUGAAGAUUCAUUAAAACUUAACUUUUUAUAUGCUCGUUUAAAACAAAAAAUGGAAAUGAUUGAUAAAAAUAUGAAACUAAACAAAGUAAAAAAAGAUGAUAAUUUUAAUCUUCAAAUGUUAUCAAAAGCUGCUACUACUAUUCCACCAAAACCUCCAGCAAAUUUAAGAAGUUCUUCAUACAUCUUAAAUAAUAUAUUGAAAGCACCCUUAGGAUCUAGAUUACAAGUCUAA
This is a messenger RNA of Strongyloides ratti, 306 nucleotides long. RefSeq lists its product as hypothetical. Bases 1 to 306 code for a protein of 101 amino acids. The transcript is spliced from 2 exons. The record is from RefSeq and is a predicted model, not a curated record. Lineage: Eukaryota; Metazoa; Nematoda; Chromadorea; Rhabditida; Strongyloididae.